This is a messenger RNA of Eriocheir sinensis (Chinese mitten crab), 2373 nucleotides long. RefSeq names its product guanine nucleotide-binding protein-like 1. Lineage: Eukaryota; Metazoa; Arthropoda; Malacostraca; Decapoda; Varunidae. The record is from RefSeq and is a predicted model, not a curated record. Bases 609 to 2351 code for a protein of 580 amino acids. The transcript is spliced from 9 exons. Gene Ontology annotation, molecular function: GTPase activity; GTP binding.
AUGAGGGAAGCCUGGGAGGUGAUCUUUUCCGUGCUAGAGCGCAGUGUCUGGAUGUAAAUGCAAGGAACUAUAGAUGGUCUGAGUCCCGCAGCAAAGUGUGCCAGAUGUGUGACAGGGGUGUGGACGAGACUGUGCAGCAUGUAGUGCUGGAAUGUAAGAAGUAUGACAGGGAGAGAACGAAGAUGAUGCAUGUGUUUCUGAGUGAGAUGGGACGUAGAGGGAACGGGAGGACUGGAAGAGAGUGGAUGGUGCUGCUGCUGGGGCUCAGUGGAGAGACGAGUGGACGAGUGAUUGAGGCAGUGAAAGAGUUCUUGGAGGGCAUGUGGCGUGUAAGAUGUAGGGAAUGAUAUCUUGCCCCGAGAACAUAGACUUCCCGCAUGUUUUGUUUUCUUCCCUUGUUGUUUACCUGCAACAAUAAACUAUCAAUCAAUCAGUCAAUCACAGGAGCUGCCGAUACAAAGGCCUGGCUGGGGAGAAAUCCCGAGCCACCUGUGACACCAAGAUCAAGAUCAAGAUCGGAGGAGGAUUUCUCCAUAUUUUGUAGUGUUGUUUAACGUGGCACACUCAUUUGAUCUCUGCCUCUGGUCAAGCAGGUGUUGGUGCUUGCAAUGCCGCAGAGCCACAGGAGUGUUGCCUUCAGUGGGAAGAAGAAAAAGGAGCAGCUGAGGGCACGUAAAUCCAGGAAGGUGCUCAUCAAGGGGGGUGGAGAUGAGAGGCAUCACCAUGAGACAGAGACACAUGGCCCUUCCAGUACUCUGAGCCAGCAGCAGGAGGGAAGAGGUGCAACAGGGGUGGACUAUCUGGAGGAUGUGGAGUGUGUCAACCGUCAGCCAGACGCUAGUGGUAAUGCCAACAGAUACAACCUUAAGUUUCGUAAGGAGACACGACAAGAGAUUAAAAAGAGGAAAGCUGUCCAUUACAUGGCAAUCAAUCUUCUCCCAGAAAUUGAACUUGAGGCAUCAACAGAGCAGUUCUACCCUCCAGGCCUUGCAUACCCAAGCAGACCAGAAUGGAACAAGAACAUGUCAAAGAGGGAACUGGAUGCUAGUGAGAACAGACACUUCAGGAUCUUCUGUGAAAACUUGGAUCGGGAGUUUUCUGGGUCUGACCUGAGCUUGUAUGAGCUGAACCUGGAGACAUGGAGGCAACUGUGGCGUGUCACAGAGAUGUCUGAUGUGCUGCUGGUCAUUGUGGAUGCCCGCUUCCCGGUGGCUCAUUUUCCACCCUACCUAUACCACUACCUGUCAGAGAAAGAGGGCCGGGGCAUCGUCCUCAUCCUCAACAAGUGUGACCUCCUCCCUCCUGAGGUGGUGGUGGCAUGGGAGCACUACUUCCACCAUGCCUUUCCAAAGCUCUUGGUGGUCCCAUUCUCCUCUUUUGAGGGUCGACGCCACCCCAGGGGUAGGCUAAGGAUGGCGGCUAAUAGUUCCCUCAGGCUGGUGGAGGCAUGCCAGAAACUGGUGGGAGACACUAUUGACUUUGCACAGUGGAGGAAGAAGAUUGAAGAGGAAAGAGAAAUGGAUGUUGAUGAUGGAGUUGAGGUCAUAGAGGGGACACAGGUGCAAGAGGCACCCAGCACCCUUCCUGAGGUGCACCAACGCUGCAAAGAUGGAGUGCUCACUGUGGGUACCAUCGGACACCCUAAUGUGGGCAAGUCUUCCCUCAUCAACGCUCUCAUGGGAAAGAAGGUGGUAAGUGUGAGCAGAACCCCAGGACACACCAAGCACUUCCAGACCAUCUUCCUCACCAAGAACGUUAGGCUGUGUGACUGUCCUGGCCUGGUGUUUCCCUCCACUGUCACCAAGCCGCUGCAGGUUAUCCUGGGCAGCUACCCAAUAGCACAGGUGCGGGACCCCAUUGGUGUAGUGCAUUACAUUGCCACUCGGCUGGACAUUCCUGCCUGUUUGGGGCUGAACUACUUUAGGGAACCUAGUGACUCACCAGGAAGGCAGGACAAGUGGACAGCUUUUGAGAUUUGUGAAGCAUGGGCCAAAAAGCGAGGGUAUUUUCUCCGUACUAAAGGAGGACCAGACGCAUUUCGUGCUGCCAAUGAGUUACUGCGGUUUUGCCUCACUGGACAGAAGUCUCUUGUGCUGUACCUGCGGCCUCCUGGCUAUUCUCAAGAGCAUGAAAACUUGAAAGCUGACCCACGAAUGGAAGACAUUAAGCUUAUUCAAGGAAGUCUGUGUCAAAAGGCUGCUGUGGAGGAAGAGGAGGAUGAGGAGGGUGAGGAUGGGAAUGAGGGUGAAGAUGGCGAGAUUGAGGAAGACAUUGAUGAAGCUGAGAUUGAAGAUGAAAGAACAUUACCUAGUGUGCAAAACAAAUUUUCUCUUCUUGCUGAUGAUGAGUAAUUCAAUAAAAAUUCAAAGUGGU